Messenger RNA from Corythoichthys intestinalis (scribbled pipefish), 3814 nucleotides. It is a transcript of the gene slc13a3, whose product is annotated as solute carrier family 13 member 3. The record is from RefSeq and is a predicted model, not a curated record. Lineage: Eukaryota; Metazoa; Chordata; Actinopteri; Syngnathiformes; Syngnathidae. Gene Ontology annotation, biological process: transmembrane transport; citrate transport. Gene Ontology annotation, molecular function: succinate transmembrane transporter activity; sodium:dicarboxylate symporter activity; citrate transmembrane transporter activity. Gene Ontology annotation, cellular component: membrane. The transcript has 13 exons. The coding region runs from base 939 to 2756 and encodes 605 amino acids.
CACAUGGUGUAAACCGGAAAUACAUCUCGCUGACGAUAGCACCAGCAUAUUAGUAACUAGUUUAGAUGUUCAAUGUAUUUCUUGUUGUUGUUUGUGUAUGUGUUUCUUGUCUUUCUUCUCUUGUAUUUCUUUUCUUCUGUCCCCCCAUAAUCCCUUCCUGUUCGCUGCUUUGUCAUAAUAAAAAGGUAUUUUGAAUGAUCACAAUGGGAGUAUGUCAGACUCUCAAUGUGAAACAUUAAAACUGUUCAGAAUCCGGGCACUUAGGCUGUUUGAUUUACAGCUUUCAAUUUUAGAUUCUGGAGUUCUUCCCAAAUUUGUAAGACACUCCUAUGUGUGUUUCUCUGAAGAAUUAAAACAUCUUUAACUUAAGUGUACCAGAAAGACCAAUCAAAUGAAUGUAAACUUCCUCUGGCACAGGGUAGUCACUCUUGAGUGUGUAAAAUAUAAUAGUGAUGUAUUUGUUUAAUAACUGCCAUUGACGCAACAGACGUCCAAUCUUCAAAUAUGGAGGGUGUACAAUUCACUGCUCGCCCUCUCAGUUUCAUUGGAUUGGACAUCUAUCUCUGUCCAUGGCACAAAAACAUACCAUUCCCUUCCUGUCAUUAUUUCAUGUCAGGAGAUGUUUGAUAGAGAGUCAUAUUAAAUAGUUUCGAAGUUGCAACAUGAACGGAAUUUAUAAAGAGGAAGAAUGGAGGCCACAGCUGCUCUCUCAGCAUGUGCGUGGAUGUUUUUACACGUCAGGGGCUGAAAAGAUGGAAGUGGGAGAGGCCUCCUUUGGAAAACCGGUGUGUCUCGCUUAACUAUUUGACACCUCCGUACGAGGAGUUAACCUGUAGCCAAGCAUGAGGUUAAUCUUCUGCGUGCAGUUGCCAAGGCUAUAAAGUGUCUCGUGCCCGCUUUCUCGCUGCUAUUUGGGAGCAAACUUCAAACGUGUGGAGAUGAAAUUAUCUGUGGUGUCCAAGAAGUUGUGGUGUGUUCACAAACCGCUGGUGCUCCUGAUAACUCCUCUGAUUUUUUCACCUUUACUGGUGACCUUGCCUGAAAAGGAGGGAAGAUGUCUUUACGUGGUGGUGCUCAUGGCCACAUUUUGGUGCUCCGAGGCGCUCCCUCUGGCUGUCACCGCAAUGCUACCCAUUUGCCUCUUUCCAACACUGGGGAUCAUUCCGUCCAAAAAACUCUGUCCUCAAUACUUCCUUGAAACCAACUUUCUCUUCUUAAGUGGUUUGGUGAUGGCAUCGUCAAUUGAGGAGUGGGGCCUCCAUCGCAGAAUAGCGCUGAAAGUCCUCAGCAUUGCGGGAGUCAAACCAGCCUGGCUCAUACUGGGAAUGAUGAUGACUUCGUCUUUCCUGUCCAUGUGGCUCAGUAACACUGCCACAACGGCCAUGAUGCUCCCCAUCGCCAAUGCUAUCCUGGAGAGUCUCUUCGGGGAUCUGGAGAGCCUCAAGCAGAAAUGCAAGUCGAUCAAGGAUCGUGACGACGGCAUCGCCAUUGGUCAAUCCAAUAGGAUGGAUUCACUUCCCUCAGUGUCCUCAGAGAAACAAAUUUUGUCCCUUGAUGGGUAUGUAAAAGAGGGUUUUGCAUUGGUGAUGGACGCAGUAGAGCGAAAUGACUCAAGGACAGCUGAAGAGAUCCGGUCUGAGUCGGAGUAUCAGAUGAGAGUGUGGAAAGGUUUCCUGAUCUGCAUUCCGUAUGCGGCCAGUAUUGGAGGUACCGCCACACUGACUGGAACUGCACCCAACCUCAUCCUGAUUGGACAGCUCAAAAGCUAUUUUCCAGAGUGUGAUCUUAUCAAUUUUGGCUCUUGGUUUGCAUUUGCGUUCCCGCUCAUGCUCUUCUUCCUUCUGUUGGGGUGGCUAUGGAUAGCCUUCAUCCAUGGAGGCUUGAACACACGCUUAUGCCUCAAGAAACGUGACCAAAGAGCAGACCAAGAGGCCCAAGCGCGAGCUGUCAUUGAAGAGGAUUACAGAAAACUCGGGCCCUUAAAUUUUGCAGAGGGAGCCAUCUCUUUCUUCUUUGUCUUGUACGCCGUUCUGUUGUUCACCAGGGAUCCCAAAUUCUUCACUGGCUGGUCUGCGCUUUUUAAGAAAGGCUACGUCUCAGACGCAGUCACUGGUGUGAUCAUCGUCUCCAUACUAUUUUUCUUCCCCUCACAGAAGCCUUCUCUGAGCUGGUGGUUGGACCCUAAAGCUUCCAAUGUGCCGUACGUUCCUCUACUAUCAUGGAAGAAAGCCCAGGAGGCCGUUCCUUGGAAUAUCAUCUUGUUGCUCGGAGGAGGGUUUGCCAUGGCUCAAGCGUGCGAGGAAUCUGGAUUGGCCUCCUGGAUCGGGGGACACCUCCAGCCUCUGGCCAAGGUCCCGCCUGCCGUGGCCAUGAUGUUGAUCACAGCCUUUGUGGCCUGUUUCACUGAGUUUGCCAGCAACACGGCCACCAUUAUCAUCUUCUUACCAGUUAUCGCUGAACUCGCGUUUCACGUAUCCGUCAACCCUCUGUACUUCAUGAUCCCCGCAACCAUCGGGAGUUCAUACGCUUUCAUGCUGCCUGUGUCGACGCCCCCCAAUUCCAUCGCCUUUGCAUCCGGUCACCUCAUGGUUAAAGACAUGGUGAAAACUGGCAUUGUCAUGAACAUCCUGGGUCUCCUGUCAGUCUCACUUGCCAUAAACACGUGGGGCCUGGCCAUGUUCAAUCUUGACACCUACCCCGACUGGGCUCGCCCUCUCAACCAGACUGUUGUUCUCAUGCCAAAUGUUACUCUCUGAUCACACAACUUGGUUUAACACUAAACAGACACAUACAACUCUGAUGGAAGGAAACCCGCUUACCGUUCAGCUGUUACUUUUUUUUCCUGUUGACCCUUUUGUGCAUCAAUCAUGAUAUUUAGUUUUGUUCCUUUUUCACAUGAAAAACAUCAAGGGACGGACAAUAUACAUUGGAACUUUUUACAUUUGUUUGUGACAAACCAGCAAAUGAGAUGUGAAUGCCGCGAAAUACUUGUUUUAAUUUUUUUUUUUUUUUAAUAACUGAUGUGCACUUAACAUUUUCUGAUAAUGUUAAAUGAAUUGUGAAAACAAUGACCGCCUACUAAAAUUUGACAGCAUCAUUGAGAUUGGGAUUAUAUUUUAUUUUGUGAUAAUACUGUAUACUGUCGCAGGCUAAUAUGAAAAUAACACCGCCCUAAAAUCAGGACCAUUUGCUACUUUAAUACACAAUGAAACAUUACUUUAAGACAGUUAUACGUUUGUUCUCAAGCUAUUUUCAACACCAUGAAAUUGUUAAUAACAUGUAAAAAGUAACAGCCGAUGCAGUGCUCCUUGUCACAGACUGCUCAUGCCUAAGCGAUUCCCUUUGGGAAUUCAUAAUAUAGGAGUCCAAGUAUUUAGGGUUAUUACCUUGCUAUAAGUUUGCACCUGAAAGUGAACAUACUGUAUCUCAUGGGCACUUGACUUUUUGGACUCCAUGAGUUUCUGAGGUACAAAUGCUUGUAAGCGUGAGGACCCCCCGUAUCCGGUACGUUAUAAAGUAUCUGAAGUCACACGGAUGAGAGCAAUGGUUAACUUGCACAGGGCUGCUGCGGUUACUCAGUGUUAGUGAGGUUGCUGCAAAAUGUGUUCAAUGAAAACGUGUUGAUUUGUUAUAUCAGUUAAUGUGUAUGUAUCAAACUGUAAUUGUCUACAUUGUGAUUGAUCAUGUUCUUUUAAUAACUGGAAUUAUUGAAUAAUUGUUAUUAUACCACUAACAAAUGCAUGAAUCAUAGAGGCCAAAUGAGUCAUUUUAUGGUUUAUUUUGUAUAGUUUAAUAAAAUACUCUUGAUCACUCA